AUGGCGCGGCCCGUCCCGGUGCCAGCAGACGUGAUGGUGCGGCCCGUCCCGCUGCCGUCGAACGUAGUGGCGCGACCCGUCCCGGUGCCAGCAGACGUGAUGGUGCGGCCCGUCCCGCUGCCGGCGGACGUGGUGCGGCCCGUCCCGGUGCCGGCGAACGUGGUGGCGCGACCCGUCCCGGUGCCAGCAGACGUGAUGGUGCGGCCCGUCCCGCUGCCGGCGGACGUGGUGCGGCCCGUCCCGGUGCCGGCGAACGUAGUGGCGCGACCCGUCCCACUGCUGGCGCACGUGGUGGUGCGGCCCGUCCCGCUGCCGGUGGACGUGGUGGUGCGACCCGUCCCACUGCCGGCGGACGUGUCCCAUGCGGGCCUGGCCACAGCCUAG
Messenger RNA from Pollicipes pollicipes, 384 nucleotides. Its product is annotated as SH3 domain-containing protein C23A1.17-like. NCBI's taxonomy places the organism in Eukaryota, Metazoa, Arthropoda, Thecostraca, Pollicipedomorpha, Pollicipedidae. The record is from RefSeq and is a predicted model, not a curated record. The coding region runs from base 1 to 384 and encodes 127 amino acids. The transcript has 2 exons.